AUGCCGUCCGCUAAUUGGACUGCCUGCUUUUCAGAGGCGUGUGGCGGAGGAUACGACGCUUCGGCCCGACACACACACAGAGAGGAGGAGGGAAAGCCAACAGAAGCAAUUUCGCGUGAGUGCUGCCCCCGGGGCGAAAGAGACGCGCUUUGUUUUUUUGAAGCAUCACUCAGCAGCGCGCGACUGCAGGGAGCAGUGGUGACAGAACAGGCCCGUAGCAUUUCGCAUGGCGGCCAGGCGGGGCUCACGCCCCUCUCCCUCUCGCCUGUGUCGUUGCCCACGCCACGCAUGAUGGAGGCUGGCGACGGCAUCGAGGCGGCGUCCCAGCUGAGGCGUCAUAUUGGGGCUGUGGCGGGGUUGUCGGGGCGGGGGGGAAAAAAUGGCCUGGAGGAAGUACCAUCCCUUUCCCUCUCUGGGCAGCGGUCGCCCGUGUCAUCUGCGCGGCCGCACGACAUUGAGCUGCCUGCCACCCUCGCAUAUGAGGAGACAAACGGGCAACAUGGGCAAGAGGCGCAUCAGCAAGAGGCAUUUCCGCUGACGGCUUUGCGGUAUGUCUGUGAGCAGAUUGGGAGGGUGCUGGAGCGCCAGGAGACCUCCUUUCGCGAGCUGGACGCCCGUGUCUCGCGGCGAAACUCGUCAGCAUCGCAGCUGUGGCCCGAGGAGAAUCCGCCGGCGCAAGAGUUUCAAGGGGAGUUGGUGGUAGCGGACGAUGCCCCCGCCUCACCGCAGGAGAGGGGCUUUUCCUGCAGUCAAGCUCGCAGCGAGCGGCAGCAGCAACAGCGGGAGGAAAUGGCGAACACCACGCUGGCUGUGAACCAAACGACACGGUUCCUUGCAUCCCCCCGGAUGCGCUCCGUCACGGGUUGCCGGCCCUUUACCGCCGCUCCUGUGUCCUCCUACGAGAUGACGGGGGAGGAGGAGCGGCUGGUGCUGGAGCAGGCGCAGCAGCAGGAACCGCAACUGCAGCAGCGCGCAGAGCUUCAUGAGUCCGUGGCCGGCGUAGCUGUAAACGACGCCCAAGACGUCAUUACGCUGCAUCCAAAUGUUAAUUGCCUCGUUUUCGAUGCCUCAGCGACGCCGUGCCCUUCGCUUUCGCCAUUCUCAGCAUCGAUGAAAAGAGGGCCGUUGUUGCCCGUAGCGGUGCCCAUCUUACAAAUCGAAAGUAUCUCAAGCGUUUCCAUCUCCCCCCUCUCCCGGCCGCUGUCUGCAUUUGAGGAAAGUCCAACCUUUUCACGAAGAGAGGGCUUUGCGCUGCAGGGGACCUCGGCCCAAUUGCAGUUGCCAGUCCAGCAGAUGAGCGUUGGCGCCUCGCGGGGUGAAGCCGCGCCUCGCGUACCUCCCACCUCUUUCUGUAGUUGUGGUGUUGGGGAAGGCGUCGCCUCGAUAGGACACACAUGGAGUGCGCCCGGUGUCAUGGACCUAAGCUUUAACCGGACCCCGAAGCACUCCCUCAACUCCAGCCCAUCCUACCAAGCGCAGGAGUCGACCUCCACGCGAAACACAAGUAUCAGCAGCGAUGUCGUCCUGGCGUACUCCUUGAGCACAGACUCGCUGGCUCACGGGCCUACUGAACAGGAGUGGGGCGAAGAGAAGAUGCCGUCUCCACGUGGUGUGGCAACUGCAACAGCAGCAGCAGUAGCAGCAGCGGCAUCAAACACCAUACCAGCGUCUGGAACAGCGUCCCGAGAGACCCUGCUCCCAGUUUAUCGAGUGCCGCCUGUACAGACCAUGCGUCGCCCACCAACGGUGCCGCAGCGAACUGUCCCGUUAGAUGUCCCUAUGCGUGAUGAGGAGGUUUGCAACUCGGACGAGGAGGCGCUCAGUGAUGCGUUCAGUGGGGAGGAGCUAAACAGCAGAGUCAGCGACGGGGAAGACGACGAAAAAGGCGACGGAGACGCUUGGAUGAGGCAGUGGCAGGUGCAUCAGCGCCUUUUUUGA
Molecule: messenger RNA, 1938 nt
Organism: Trypanosoma rangeli
Lineage: Eukaryota; Euglenozoa; Kinetoplastea; Trypanosomatida; Trypanosomatidae
Exons: 1
Coding region: 1-1938 (645 amino acids)
Source: RefSeq, a predicted model, not a curated record